Molecule: messenger RNA, 777 nt
Organism: Mizuhopecten yessoensis (Yesso scallop)
Lineage: Eukaryota; Metazoa; Mollusca; Bivalvia; Pectinida; Pectinidae
Product: beta-lactamase HcpA-like
Exons: 3
Coding region: 29-703 (224 amino acids)
Molecular function (GO): protein binding
Source: RefSeq, a predicted model, not a curated record
AUCUCACUUCCGACAUGAAUUGGUCAUCAUGGCGGCCUCUAGCAAUCCGGGAAUUCCUGUUGAUGAAAUGAAAAUGACUAACCGUAUCAUGUGUUUCCAAAGGAAACAAGCAGAUGGUUGCUUCGCCCUGGGUAACAUGUUCAGUCAAAUCGAUGACCGUGGAGACAAAGCUGCUAAGUUAUACCAGCACACCUGCGAAACAUACAACCAUGGGCCUAGUUGUUUUUACCUUAGCAACUAUUUCUUUUUUGCAAGAGGUGAACUGCGUAAAGACACGAAGAAAUUUCUAGAGUAUGCAAAAAAGGGGUGCCAAUACCAGUGUGCCGGUGCUUGCAUGCUACUCGCAGCUUUUUUUCACCCAGCGCAUACCAGAAUCCCGUUCCGGGAUGACAGUGAUAUGAAAAUGAAAGACUUCAGCAAAACAGUGGACUACUAUGAAAAAGCCUGCCAAAUGAACAAUUCAGAAGGCUGUGUGAAGGCUGGAUCAGCGUACUUAUACGGAGCCACAAAUUUAAACUUUGACAAAAAUGAGGCGAAAGCUUUACCUUAUUUCAUUAAGGCGUGUGAGAACGGAGAAGGGCUAGGUUGUGCUCUUGCCUAUCGUCAGUACAAAGAUGGUCUAGGAGUUCAAGCUGACCAGAAACUUGCAGAGCUCUAUUCAGCUAAGUAUGAAAAUAUAAAUCGUGAAAAAAAGAGACAAUAAAUGUAAUCACAAAGGAUGAUAUAUUUUUAAGAAUGGAAUUGUUUUGAUACAUUAAAUCUGAUUUUUGUGCGGCA